AUGAUGGCUUCGACACAUACACCCUCAGCCCUGCCGUCUGACUCUGUGGCCGGUGACGUCGCCAAGCUGGCCGCCGCCGCCGCCGCCGCUUCUCAGGCAGCAGAAUCGGCAGAAGCAGAGGCCUACGAAAAGACGCAUGUUCACGGUGUGUACGAAGCCAUCGCCCCGCACUUUUCGGCGACACGCUACAAGCCCUGGCCUGCCGUGGCAUCGUUUCUGCAGUCGCGGCCUCCGGGAGCGGUGGGUCUCGAUGUUGGCUGUGGCAAUGGCAAGUACCUGGGCCUAAACCCAUCCGUAUACAUGGUCGGCUCUGAUCGUAGUGCUUCGCUUGUUGCGCUUGCCCACAGCCGUGGGAUGCAGCUCCAGGAACCGCAGGCCCAGGAGGCGAAGAAGCGGAUCGCUCAAGGUGAGCUGGACGCAACAACAGGAACAGGCGGGGAGUCGAGUGGAGCUGCCGUCGCCACAGAGGUGCUUGUAGCUGAUGGACUCUCACUACCCUUCCGCGAACGCGCUGCGGAUUUCGUCAUCUGUAUCGCCGUUAUCCACCACAUGUCAACAAGAACAAGGCGUCAAGAGGCGAUCCGUCAUCUCCUGCGAUGUGUCAGAACCGGACAGGCUGGCCAGCCCGGCGGUCAAAUCUUGGUGUACGUAUGGGCUCUCGAACAGGGCAACAGCCGGCGAGGAUGGGACGAAGGGGGUGAGCAAGAUCUGCUAGUGCCCUGGGUGCUCAAGAGUCAGCAAAAACAGCCCAAGCGACCGAAACAACGCAAAGGACAGAAACGGACUCGGGACCAAGAUUCCAGUGGUGUUGCUGCCAGUAAUAAUAGCGGUGAGGCUCCACCAUCUGAGGCUACUGCCGGUGCAACUACUGCGGCCACGGAACCAGACCCGGGCCACACCGACCCCGUCUUCAAGCGCUACUAUCAUCUCUACCGCAAAGGUGAGCUGGAGGAGGAUGUAUUGGCUGCCGGGGGCGCAGUCAUCACCAGCGGUUACGAAAGAGACAACUGGUGGGUGGUGGCUGCCAAUGAGCCCCUCCCAUCACAGUCAACAUGA
Podospora pseudocomata is the source of this 1056-nucleotide messenger RNA. RefSeq names its product tRNA methyltransferase, has a role in tRNA modification (gene TRM9). NCBI's taxonomy places the organism in Eukaryota, Fungi, Ascomycota, Sordariomycetes, Sordariales, Podosporaceae. Gene Ontology annotation, cellular component: cytoplasm; nucleus. The transcript has a single exon. Gene Ontology annotation, molecular function: S-adenosylmethionine-dependent methyltransferase activity; tRNA binding; tRNA (5-carboxymethyluridine(34)-5-O)-methyltransferase activity. Gene Ontology annotation, biological process: tRNA wobble uridine modification; tRNA methylation. The record is from RefSeq and is a predicted model, not a curated record. The coding region runs from base 1 to 1056 and encodes 351 amino acids.